This is a messenger RNA of Falco peregrinus (peregrine falcon), 1181 nucleotides long. RefSeq names its product T-cell receptor-associated transmembrane adapter 1. The record is from RefSeq and is a predicted model, not a curated record. NCBI's taxonomy places the organism in Eukaryota, Metazoa, Chordata, Aves, Falconiformes, Falconidae. Gene Ontology annotation, cellular component: T cell receptor complex. Gene Ontology annotation, biological process: negative regulation of receptor recycling; positive regulation of T cell receptor signaling pathway. The coding region runs from base 137 to 700 and encodes 187 amino acids. The transcript has 6 exons.
ACACUGAAGGAGACCGUCAGUUUGCCAGCGAGGCUGUAAAAGCCUGAACCACAUUUCCUGUUUGUAAGGAAGCAGGUGAAAAAAAAGAAAGAGACUGGAGACCUUUAAGAUUGACAGCAACUCAAGAGAUAGUUUCAUGCUGCCAGGCCCAAAGCAAAAGAGCAUCCAAGGUUUGCCAACGUCACUUGAUUUCCCGCUGGAUAAAGGGGCUGGGAGUAUUCCUAGAAACAGCAAAACCAGAAAUGGACUGCCACGUUUCUGUCUGGGGAGUUCUUGCCUGUCUAAAAUGUAUAAAGACUAUGAAGACAACAGUCCAAGCUGUGAUGACUAUUACACGGAAGAUGACCCAGUUUAUGGCAAUCUUAAUCAAGAUAUUUUAGAGGAAUGUUACGAGCAGAUGAAGUCCCAGCCUCAGAGGCCUGUUAACCAGCUACAGGUGGAGUCUGCCACUCAGAUGUGUUAUGCAUCACUUGAUCACAGUGUCAAGGGAAAACACAGAAAACCAAGAAGGAGCAAAGACCCUGCAUUACAGGAGGAUGAAGAAAAAUCAUCUAAUCCCACCAUGACGGCUCCCAAAGUUAGCAUUUACCUCAAUAGUGAGCAGCUGGCGGCUGAAAACACGGGAAACGUAGAAGCCAUUCAUGAUGAUCCCAUCAGAUUAAUGGGUUUGAUUCAUACUACAAAAGGACAGAACAUUUGAAGCAGCUUCACAAACAUGUAAUCAGAAAGUGAGAUCUGCUUGUUCACUCUGGAGGAACCGUGAAUGAUUAGAGAUAGGAUCCUGGCAAACUGACACAUAAAACAGUGGUAUAAAAUGGACAAGUGCUCCAAAAUGCCUUCCAAGCACGUUUAUGGACUAGGCAAGAAGUAAGUAUAGAUCCAGACUGCCACUCUGAAGGAUCUGCCCUUCUGAAGACAAUUAGGAAGGGAACUGCACAAGCAGGUGUCUCAGCAUUCACACGGUAUUGAUUCCAGUAAAAAGUAAUCCUUUGUUUAAACAACCAUCAACUUUCAAACAGUCCCAAAAGACCCACUCACUCUGUUGUCUGUAGAGCUCUAGCAGAGUCUUAACUAUUCUUCUCUACAGGUUUUAACAACACUUCUGGAAGGAAGUCAUGUUUCAUACUUGCAUGCUUAAUGAUUUAGUUGUUUUCCCAAUUAAAAACUGAUCUGCUGUUCAA